Daucus carota subsp. sativus is the source of this 903-nucleotide messenger RNA. Its product is annotated as cyclin-dependent protein kinase inhibitor SMR6. Gene Ontology annotation, cellular component: nucleus. Gene Ontology annotation, biological process: regulation of DNA endoreduplication. Lineage: Eukaryota; Viridiplantae; Streptophyta; Magnoliopsida; Apiales; Apiaceae. The record is from RefSeq and is a predicted model, not a curated record. The transcript has a single exon. Bases 392 to 706 code for a protein of 104 amino acids.
AUAAAUACACACACUUUACUUUAGCCCAAGAUAUACACAUUCGAGAAAUGAUAAUUAUCGAUUUACCCUAGUCUAUAUCUCUUCUUCCUAUCUAAAAAUCACAAAUCUCUUCUUUUGCCGCCCUUCUUUUUAUUCUCUCCCUUCCAUUCAAAGUCUUUAUUUUUAUGCUCCUCUCUUUCUUCAUUUCACUUUUCUCUCUCGCCCACUAUAAUUUCCACAAUUUUCUUAUCAAACUAGCAUCUACAAUCUCUCUUUCACCCACCCUUUUAGCUUAUUCUCAUUCUCUCCCAAUUCUCUUGAUUCCCAUCUCCAAGAAUCAAGCACCCAUUUUUGGUACUCUUUUUUUGGCCUAAAGAUUGGAUUUUUAUUCCAAAAGAUUCAAAUUCUCGACAUGGGCUUGUCCAAAAAACACCAGACAGAUGAAGGAGGAGAUUCCAAGAAAUGGGUCAUUGCCGGAAUUGCGAUUAGAGCUCCUCUGAGAUGUAUUUCUACGAAGCCGAGAGAUGGGUAUGUUGAAGAAGAUGAGGAGAAGCGUAGCACUACUCCUACAGCAAAAGAAGCGAGAAUACCCAAGAAAUUGAAGUGCCCACCAGCGCCGAGAAAGCAGCCUCAGACAGCUUCGUGUCAGUUUAAUGGAGUGAGGGAGUUCUUCAAUCCACCAGACCUGGAAUCGGUGUUUAUUCGUCGUGUGGAAAGAGCUAAUUGAGUUGAGAACAGAGUGGUUUUUGUGUUAUGAAAAUGUGUUCUUUUUAGGUUAGUUAUGAACUUGUGAUAAGUUAUAGUAUCAUAGUGUUUGGUUUAGUUGAGUAGCUUAGUUUAGGUUUUUAGAGUUUGAAGGUGUAAAAACAUAUCUAUAAUAGUUUUAUUAGUAGUUAUGAAACAGAGUUGUGUUUUUUUGUUUAA